Molecule: messenger RNA, 1146 nt
Organism: Sporothrix brasiliensis 5110
Lineage: Eukaryota; Fungi; Ascomycota; Sordariomycetes; Ophiostomatales; Ophiostomataceae
Product: alpha-ketoglutarate-dependent sulfonate dioxygenase
Exons: 2
Coding region: 1-1146 (381 amino acids)
Cellular component (GO): cytoplasm
Molecular function (GO): 2-oxoglutarate-dependent dioxygenase activity
Source: RefSeq, a predicted model, not a curated record
AUGUCUGCCACUGCCACAGAAACCCGGACGGAGGCGGUCCUAACGACGCAGGUGGAGGCGGGCUCUACAGCGGCCCCGGCACCCGUGGAGGCCCCUGUUGAGGCCCCUGCAGCUCAGCGCAAGCCGCUGGAGCUGACGGGUGCGCUGGAGCAGUUCCAGUACGAGGAGUCCACGCCUGUGAUUGGCCGCGAGUUCCCGUCGGUCAACAUUGUCGACGACAUCCUCAACGCCAAGAACGCCGACGACCUGCUCAAGGACUUGGCCAUCACAAUCUCCCAGCGCGGCGUCGUCUUCUUCCGCAAGCAGGACAACCUCACCAACGACCUGCAAAAGGUGCUCGUGCAGCGCCUCGGCGAGAUCAGCCAGAAGCCCAAGGAGUCGACGCUGCACAUCCACCCGCUGCUCAACAGCACCAGCGAGUUUGGCGUCAGCGACAACGAGAUCAGCACCAUCUCGUCCAAGGCGUUCAAGAGCUACGCCGAGGCCCAGCGCGACCGCGACGACCGCCACGGCGGCGCCGCCACGUGGCACUCGGACAUCCAGUUCGAGCGGUUCCCGGCCGACUACACCAGCCUGCGGCUGACGGAGCUGCCCAAGACGGGCGGCGACACGCUGUGGGCGUCGGGCUACGAGCUCUACGACCGCUUCAGCGCGGCCUACCAGACCUUCUUCGAGGGCCUGACGGCGAACUUUGUGGGCGACGGCUUCCUCAAGGCGGCCGCCGCGCGCCCGGACAAGUUCCAGCUCUACGAGGCGGCGCGCGGCAACCCGGCCAACAGCGGCGUCGACCUGGAGGCCGUGCACCCGGUCGUGCGCACGAACCCCGUGACGGGCUGGAAGUCCAUCUUUGCCAUUGGCAACUUCCCGAAGCGCAUCAACGAGCUCAGCGCCAAGGAGAGCCGGGAGCUGCUCGACCUCUUCUACAAGCGCAUCGAGGAGAACCACGACCUGCAGGUGCGCUUCAAGUGGCGCAACCAGAACGACCUGGCCAUCUGGGACAACCGCAGCGCCUUCCACAGCGCCACCAACGACUACGACGGCCUCGGCGACCGCUUCGGCCACCGCGCCGUCGGCAUCGGCGAGAAGCCGUACCUCGACCCCAACAGCACCACGCGGACGGCCAGCCUGGCCAGCAAGGCGCAGUAG